This is a messenger RNA of Saprolegnia diclina VS20, 1463 nucleotides long. RefSeq lists its product as hypothetical. Lineage: Eukaryota; Oomycota; Saprolegniomycetes; Saprolegniales; Saprolegniaceae. The coding region runs from base 151 to 1269 and encodes 372 amino acids. The record is from RefSeq and is a predicted model, not a curated record. The transcript has 3 exons.
CGACACCUCGACGUGUGAUCUCCGGUGCCCAACUGCGUGUCCUGGCUUUAACGCGUUUAUCCUAUUUAAACCCAUUUCACCCCUGAUGGCACCUACGUUUUAGAAAAAGACGUCGUGUUGACACACAGUUUCACGCAUAGGACGACGACGAUGGCGAGUGAAGACGACCUCCAGAAGCUCAAGCGGCGCGAGGGCAGCACGCGCCACCAGCGCAAGUGGCGGCAGAAGAUCGUAGCGGAGAUCGCACACCUGCGCGAGCAAGCGCUGUCGCUCGAAGCCGAGGUCCAGCGGCGCAAGACGACGACAAAGGCGCGGCCGCCAAUGGACCCGCUCACGCUGCCGUGGCAAGACGUGGCCGAGUCGCUCCGAGACGAGAGCGCGACCUCUGUCCACCGCAACCGCGCGCUCAAGCUCAAGCAUGCACAGUACGCGACGCUCGUGUCGGCCAUGGCGCGCUGGGUCCAAACGUCCUCCCAGCCGUUGGUCACGGCGCCGCGCACACGCCCGACAUGGCGACACACGGCGCUCUUGGCCGAGCCCAUGGGCCGGCAGCUAGGCGUCGACUGGAUCACGACGAUGCUCUUCCACAACACCGAGCGCAUGCUCGACGCAUACGGUGUCUACGGCACGGCGACCUCGACGCACAUGAUCGACUACUCGGUCAACGUCACCGAGGCCGACACAUUCGAGUACGUGUGGAUGACGACCAAGCACGUCGACAUGGCCUUGGAGCACGCGCGCGACCUCAUUCGCAUGUGGCUCUACCAGUACGCGACCGGCGCCAUGUGGCGCAAAACCUCGUCGACGCUGCUCGACGUCGAGCUCCUCUUGCCGCUGCCGCGCACCACGUACUGCGAGACGCACAAGCUCGAGCCCGACGAGAUGGUGCGCUUCCUCAGUCGCGAGUUUCGCGGCGAGCACCAGAGCAUAUUUGUCGGCCAAAACAUCCACGCCGACGAGUGCAUGCCGAUGCCGACAACGUUCCGCAACCGCGCCUUUUGGUAUGUGUUGGACCGCGCGGGCCCGACGUCCACCAAGGUGCAGAUGCUCCACGUGACGUCACACUUGCUUUCGCCGGCGGCCGAGCCGCUCGGACUUGUUCAAGAAGGGGCGCUCAUGGGCUGUGAUCUCUCGAUGGUCCACGAAGUCGACCAGCUCGAGAAGCUCACGCGCCACGCCAACCGCGUCGCGGUCAAGGAGGUCGAAGGGCUUGCGGCGUCGUUUGGGAAUGGCGCGAAAAUGUUUGGCUACACGGGCGCGUUCCGGUAGCCCUACCCCCAUAAGAACCUAGUCGACUAGUCGAUGGCGAUACCAUAUUUGCGGUCGCUGCAUCGCAACGACCCGUAUCGACAUCGCCUUGAACGUAGAAUGUAGGAGAGCACAGAGGGCUAGGCUUGCGCAUGCCAUGUCGCCGACCCAUACCAAGCAAAGAAGAAAGGGCGUACGGCCAGCAUCCAUCCAUA